UGCAAGGACGGCGACCGGUUAUUUCUCCCCCCUCCCCAGGGUGCGGAGGAUUUCCCCGACUGCUGCAUCCUGAUCCUCAGGCUUCUGCCUGCAGCCUUCCACGCGUCGGGAGCGCCUCUAGUUUCUCUGGUUGUUGGAAGCGUACUUACAAAACCCUCCUAACGAAAAUUUGGUCACCGUCGGCCUGACCAAACCAACGUGUUUUUCCGCUCGUAAAAAAGAAAGGGGGCAUCGAUGUGCUGCUGGACUAAAUUACUCUUGUCAGCCUCUGGCCGUGAGGCUUCCGUUUUCCUCCUACUUUGUAGUGCUUCAUGCCGGUUCCGAUUCGCUCGUCUGUCGGAAAAGCGGUACCGGCAGCCUCUCUUGAGCUCCGUUACUGUAGCGUCCUUUCUGAUAUAACGCAUUACAGUUGAACCGCAUUAGCGUAUGCCAGUACAGCAGGCAUGAAAUUCCUGUACUGCUCUUAUUUUUUCUAUUCAAAAAGCAAGCAGAACUCUCCAGAAAGUGUUGGAAGUUGGAGGCACUACUGGAAAUUUUGUAGUUAGGUAUCUGUUUUUUUGUUUCAGGGUAGAGUUCAGAAAAGACAGUAAGUAUAUUGUAACGCGAAGUGUGUAUUUUCAAAAACGUAAUGCAGAAUAAGCAUGUUACAAUUUUACAGUAGAAUGUUUUGCUAGAGAUCAGAUAUGCUUUUGUACUUUAAUAUUUCUCCCUUCCAUGAGUAGAUGUUGGUUAUACAGGAUUGUGGAAAGAAUUGGUGUUAACUGUGAGCGUGGGAAUAAUAAUCUUUCUUCCAGGAGAAUUCUUAUAUUUCACUUACACGUAUAGAGCCCAUAAUAGUUUUCUUGCCCUUCAGAAUUUUGCAUUCAGUUUUCCCAGUCAAGGUAACUAAACUCCUUAUGGUUUUCUUUCAUCAUUCCAUGUGAAUUACACUUAUGUGUGAGAGUUUUACUGGCAUUCCUAAACCAGCAUAGUUUUGAAGGUGUCAUUAGAUGAUAGCUAUCAAGAAAAGCUUGUGGUUUAAAAAAUAUAUAUUGAAUGCUUCCUUUUUAAAAUUAACUACAUUCAUGGAAAUGGCUUGAUUAAAUGAAUUUCUUUUGCUUAUAUGUGUUCUCUCUGUAAUGUGACUUUUUUUUUUUUUCCCCCCCCUCUUAUCUGACUUACUUCAAAUACUGUGUUGGCAGCAGUCUGAGUUACCAUUAGAGUAUAAAUUUAAACAGGUGGUUUACAAAACUUUAGGUAGGUGCAACUGUAUCAGCUUUAAAGCAGGUUAUAUUGCCCAGACCACGGGGUUGCAUGAACUGAGGCACAACCAUAUAGCUCGCAGUGUAACUUUUCAGACUGUUUUUCACAUUAUUUCCUGUCCCAUCACCCAGUGAAACCAAUAUAAAGAAAAGAAUGGAGAACCAGAAGGGUAAAACAGUAGUGAUCUCUUCUGUCUGUGGUGGUGUCAUGAAUGCACUUUGGGUUUGAGUAGCAGGUGAAAUUGAUUAGAUGACUCACUGUAAACUAGGGGUAAAGAGGAAUGAAUACGAACAGGUUUGCUGAAAUGCUUUCCAAUGCCGUUUUGACACACCCAAAAUGUUACUUCUCCACAUCGAGAUAAAGGUAUUUAGAGCGUAUGUGUUAUAAGAAUUGCGUAUUAGUGUCUUUGUAUUCCAAUAUGUAACUACUUUUUUUUUUUUUACUUGCAGAGUCAACUGUUCAUUUUAUUUCAAAAUUGGAGCUUGUCGUCAUGGAGACAGGUGUUCUCGGUUGCACAACAAACCAACAUUUAGCCAGACAACUUGAUUUUAAGAAGAACGGUACAAAUACCAUCUUGAUUCAAAACAUCUAUCGUAACCCCCAAAACAGUGCACAGACGGCUGACGGCUCACACUGUGCUGUGAGCGAUGUUGAGAUGCAGGAACAUUAUGAUGAAUUCUUUGAGGAGGUCUUCACAGAAAUGGAAGAAAAAUAUGGUGAAGUUGAGGAGAUGAACGUUUGUGAUAACCUUGGAGAUCAUCUAGUUGGAAAUGUAUACGUAAAGUUUCGCCGUGAAGAGGAUGCGGAGAAGGCUGUGAUUGACCUGAACAACCGCUGGUUUAAUGGACAGCCCAUUCAUGCUGAGCUUUCACCUGUGACUGACUUCAGAGAGGCCUGUUGCCGUCAAUAUGAAAUGGGAGAGUGUACACGAGGAGGUUUCUGCAACUUUAUGCAUUUGAAGCCCAUUUCUCGAGAGUUAAGACGCGAGUUGUACGGGCGUCGUCGUAAAAAGCAUAGAUCCAGGUCGAGGUCCCGUGAACGUCGGUCUAGAUCCAGAGAUCGUGGUCGUGGAGGUGGUGGUGGUGGAGGAGGAGGACGUGAACGUGAUAGGAGGCGGUCAAGAGAUCGUGAAAGAUCUGGUCGAUUCUGAGCCAUGCCAUUUUUACUGUAUGUCUGCUAGAAAGUGUUGUAGUUUGACCAAACAAGUUCAUAAUGAGAUUUUUUUUAAAGAUGGGCUUCUGAAUAAAAAAUUUGUAGUGAUACAGUAUUCUUUGUGUAACUUGUUUCUUGUGGGGGGAGUCUUUUUAACUGUCAUUCCUCUAUCUUGACAAAUACCUGGAUUGACUAUGCCUGAGGGAAAGGUGGUAAAUGUAUUGGAGGAGCGCCAGUUUUGGUUUUUGGGGUUUUUUUUAUUUGGGUAUAAUUUGAACUGUUGAUGAAAAUGUGUGUGUAUAUAAUAUAAAAUAUUAUAUACAUAGUAAAAAUAAUAUACUGCUUAAGAAACAGUUACUCACAUAAGUUUCCCUUUUCUGCUAUGCUGUCUGCUUAUUUAGGUUAGUUUAGGCACAUUUAAAAGGAAGGCUGUGCAAAAUGCAUUUAUUUACCAAGUAGAAACGCUUAGUUACAAAAAUGUAUGUUUGUUUGUUACCAGAAGUCUGUGCUCUGUCUAUCAAUGUGACUGUGGCAUUUACAAUAAAUCCAAUUUCUUGGUGUAAAAUCUAAAGCCUAUUUUCUAAGCACUCUGGAGUAGUUGAGUUGCUACUCCUGGCUGUGCCAGAGUUCAUAGUUCAGUUUUUUGAUGAUCUUGACUAAAUUUCUUGUCUUUGGCUGGAAAGAAAGUUGCCUAGUACAGUGUGGAAAAAAAAGUAAUAUUUUUAUUGCAAUGAUUAAUAAUAGGCAGGUGAGGUUUUUUAAAAAACUCAUGCUCCAUGCAACAUGAUACAUAGGAUCUAUUGAAGGAAAUGCAAGGUCCUAAAUACAAGGACCAAAUUUCUUA
Egretta garzetta (little egret) is the source of this 3238-nucleotide messenger RNA. RefSeq names its product U2 small nuclear RNA auxiliary factor 1 (gene U2AF1). Lineage: Eukaryota; Metazoa; Chordata; Aves; Pelecaniformes; Ardeidae. Gene Ontology annotation, cellular component: U2AF complex; spliceosomal complex. The transcript has 8 exons. Gene Ontology annotation, biological process: mRNA splicing, via spliceosome. The coding region runs from base 1733 to 2392 and encodes 219 amino acids. The record is from RefSeq and is a predicted model, not a curated record. Gene Ontology annotation, molecular function: metal ion binding; pre-mRNA 3'-splice site binding.